AUGAUCUCGACUUUUCCUCCCCCUCGUCCCGUGUCCGUCAACUCGCUGGCCAGAGCGUCGGCCUCGACCACCCUUCCCUAUGCCAAACCAAACCGAUGCACCAGCGCGGAGAUUCAGCUUCCCGAGGGACCCGUUCCCUCCGCGGCGGUGGGGCUGGUCGUCUGUCAUCAGGGCCCGGUGGAUACCGAGAUGGAGGAUACUGAUAGCAGUCCCCCGAUAAGCGUCGAGACGCCGCAGGCUUGCCAUUCCGGGAUCCGGUUCGAAGAUCUGCCCAUCGAGAUCCACGAGGCGAUUCUGGACUAUCUGUUCGGUGAACGAGCAUCCGCCUUCACCUCGUGCACUUGGGGCAAGUCCGCGCGCAGUUGGAAUCGGUCGUUGCGUCAUCCCCGUCGCAAGGCGCUCUCGAAUCUGUCGUUGAUCACACCGGUGUGGAGAGAGCUGGUGCAGGAUCGGAUCUACCGACAUAUUAAAAUCAAAGGCACCGCAGAUGAGUUGGCGGCAAGCGCACGCUGGUUCCGUGCACACCCCCACCUGGCCCCUUUCGUCCGCCAUGUCGAAAUCUGGAUCCCGGUCUGGGGCAAACGCGCGGCCAAGCACUUCGCUCAGCCGCAGCAUCAGCAGCAGCCCCCGUCACGGCGGUUCAAUGACGAAGAUGUGGGCUUCGCCGACCCGGCCGCGUUGCAGAGUGCGAUUGUAUGGGACGACUCAGACACGAAUCACGGCGGCGGCAGUGACUACCGCUACCACUACGCCAGCCACAAUGCCACGCUGGAGGAGAUGUUCUCGCACGUGCAGACCUGCUUCCCGCAGGCGCGCAUCCUGACGCUGGAAGGGGGCCACUGCAAGCGGCCGCCGAUGGUGCGGCAUUUCCGGGACGAUCCGUGCGGACACUCGGGGCGACGGCGCCUGCCGGAGCUGCCGGACAUCCAGACGUUCGUGAUGCGCGGCGCGUGGAACAUCAUGCGCGACUACCAGCACUGGGCCAACAUGUCGCAGGCGCUGCCCAACGUGCGCGAGUGGCACUGCGCCUACGCCAAGCCCAAGAUCGAGGGGUACGAGACGAUCGCGGAGGUGCUGCUGCGGCUGUCGCCGUCGCUGGUGCACGUCAACAUCAGUCUGGAGGGAUUCUACAACAAGGACACGUCGCAGACCGGGUGGACGCACGACGGGAUCACCCCGCCGCACCUCUGCCGACUGCUGGGCGAAGCGGCGCCGCGGCUCGAGUCCCUGGCGUUCACCGGUAAGGUGUGCGCCGGCCUCUUCCAGGCGACACGCAACGCCAUGGCCACGCGGCCGGCCACCAACAAAUCGCGACUGAAAUCGCUGGACCUGGUCGUCAAGACGUGCUGCCGCGAGAAGAAGACCGUAGCCCCCGGCCUGGCGUUCCUGGACGACUUCUCCGGCAUCACGAACCUGAACUUCAUCCGCUCGUUCGAGAAACUCGUCCUCGGCGCCGUGCACAGCCUGCAGCUGCACCCGCGUCUGGACGCCAUGCGCAUCCGCUUCAUCGACCUCGACUCCGCCUGCCCGCCGCUCAACCCGUACUUCCAGCUGCUCGACGGCCAGUGCACGGGCCUGUGGAGCGAGCGCAUCCUGGAGACCCUGCACGAGGCCCGGCCCGAGGCUCACUACCUGGAACUCUCCGACGGCAUCUACCCGCAGUACGGUCACAACCGGCAGAUCGUGGGCGCCGUGUACCCGCGCACGCGGCCUUUGAGUAUCCACGCCUCGACGUAUAAGGUGAUAGCCGAUGUAUCUAAGCCGUAA
Molecule: messenger RNA, 1767 nt
Organism: Aspergillus homomorphus CBS 101889
Lineage: Eukaryota; Fungi; Ascomycota; Eurotiomycetes; Eurotiales; Aspergillaceae
Exons: 2
Coding region: 1-1767 (588 amino acids)
Source: RefSeq, a predicted model, not a curated record